AUGGAUAGGGAUUGCCCUCAAAAUAAGAAUCAUAUGCAAGGGAGAAGCACCGGUCGAGUUUAUACUUUGGAUGCAAGGAAGGCUAAGAGCAACAAUGCGUUGAUUGUAGGUAUGUAUAUCGUCAAUGAUCAUCCUUGUUUUGUAUUGUUUGAUUGUGGGGCAACACACUCUUUUGUAUCAAUUCAGUGUAUGAAGCGCUUUGGCUUGCAAGCAAUUCCUUUGUCUCCUCUUAUGGUGGUUACUACCGCCAUGGAUGAUGUGGUUGAGACACCGUUAAUUUGUGAAAAUUGUCCGCUCUCGGUGAAUGGUAGAAUUUUCCAAAUUGAUCUUAUUUGCUUACCACUUAAGAAGGUUGAUAUGGUUUUAGGGAUGGAUUGGCUUUCCGCCAAUUCAGUGUUUAUUGGAUGUGAAAAGAAGUUGAUUGUCAUUCCAUCUAGUGAAGUUACUCUAAAGGAUGUAUUAACUACUAUCUUGGAAGGUACGGUUGGCAUGGUUAAUUUCUUAUUUGAGAAGGAAAAGUCAGUUCUCUUGAUUCUCACCAAGGAACCUAGCGACAAUCUUAGUGAUACACAAAUUCCUAUCGUUUGUGAGUUUCCCGAAGUUUUCCCUGAGGAUGUCACUUCUCUUCCUCCUGAAAGGGAAAUGGAAUUCUCUAUUAAUCUGAUACAUGGGACAACUCCAAUCUCCGUUUCUCUGUAUUGUAUGACGCCACUCGAGUUGAGAGAGUUGAAGGAUCAAUUGGAAGAGUUGUUAACCAAGCAUUUCAUCUGA
This is a messenger RNA of Lathyrus oleraceus (garden pea), 771 nucleotides long. RefSeq lists its product as uncharacterized. Lineage: Eukaryota; Viridiplantae; Streptophyta; Magnoliopsida; Fabales; Fabaceae. The coding region runs from base 1 to 771 and encodes 256 amino acids. The record is from RefSeq and is a predicted model, not a curated record. The transcript has a single exon.